This is a messenger RNA of Raphanus sativus (radish), 1678 nucleotides long. RefSeq names its product glycosyltransferase BC10. Gene Ontology annotation, molecular function: glycosyltransferase activity. Lineage: Eukaryota; Viridiplantae; Streptophyta; Magnoliopsida; Brassicales; Brassicaceae. The transcript is spliced from 11 exons. Gene Ontology annotation, cellular component: membrane. The record is from RefSeq and is a predicted model, not a curated record. Bases 402 to 1520 code for a protein of 372 amino acids.
CACGGUGUGAGUCACACCUCACAUGCUUUCCCUUCUUUCUCACUCUCCAACUCGCGUCUCCUCGAAGGUCGUCUUCUUUCCACGUGAUCCGUCUUCCCCAUCACAACUCACAAGCUCCUCGCUGUUGCUACUCUCGCUUGCCUUCGACGUCAUCUCUCUCCUUGGAGUCCGCUUCAAUCAACAGCUAUGUCUCACUGAUCUCACUUCUAACACUCGAAGAAGAUUCUUCCAUGUUUCGAUCUGAUUCGGCUCCAGAGAUCGAGAAAGCUUAAGCUUAAUAAGAUACGAGCGAUCGAUAUAUAGAGAGAGAUAUAUUGACGAUGCGUAUGUAAAGCCUGUUUUAACGGAAUCAAUGGCGGGAAAAUCGACUUGAUUGCGAUUUUUUAACCGGGGGGAUCAUAAUGAAGAAGAAGGCGUCGUCGCAGCAGCAGAAGCUGAGGUCAUCAUCAAGAUGUAAGAGGAAAAUAUUCGCGGCGUUGAUGUUCGCUUUCUGCUUGGGGAGCUUCGUCUACUUCCAAGCUCGUUUCAACGGAAUCGCUGCAUCGCUGAAAAAUCAGCAGGCUCGUCUCAAUCAGAAACCUCAGAUCGCCUUCCUCUUCAUCGCGCGGAACCGUCUCCCUCUCGAGUUCGUCUGGGAUGCCUUCUUUCUGGGUGAGGAUGGAAAGUUCUCUAUAUAUGUUCACUCAAGACCUGGAUUCGUACUCAGUGAGGCUACGACUCAAUCCAAGUACUUCUUGAAUCGCCAAGUUAAUGACAGUAUACAGGUAGAGUGGGGAGAAGCUACCAUGAUUGAAGCAGAACGUGUAUUGCUCAGACAUGCUCUUAGAGAUCCCUUUAAUCACCGCUUUGUUUUUCUUUCUGAUAGCUGCAUACCUCUGUACAGUUUCAGCUAUACGUAUAACUACAUCAUGUCCACACCAACUAGUUUCGUUGAUAGCUUUGCAGAUACAAAAGAUAAGCGUUAUAAUCCUAGAAUGGAUCCGGUAAUUCAUGUUCAAAACUGGAGAAAAGGAUCACAGUGGGUCGUUCUGAAUAGAAAACACGCAGAAAUUGUGGUGAACGAUACCAUCGUCUUGCCUAUGUUUCAGCAGCAUUGCAGGCGGAAAUCACUUCCAGAGUUUUGGCGAGAUCGUCCUGUACCAGCUGAAGGUUGGAAGGAACACAACUGUAUACCUGAUGAGCACUACGUUCAGACAUUGCUAGCUCAAAAGGGUGUAGAUAGCGAACUCACACGACGGUCAUUAUCACACUCAGCCUGGGACCUUACUUCCACUAAAAGUAAUGAACGUCGUGGAUGGCAUCCUAUGACUUACAAGUUCUCCGAUGCUACUCCUCACCUUAUACAGUCUAUUAAGGGUAUCGACAAUAUCAACUAUGAGACGGAAUACAGGAGAGAAUGGUGUACUAGUAAAGGGAAACCGGCACCGUGUUUCCUCUUUGCACGGAAGUUCACUCGUCCGGCCGCUCUCCGCCUCCUCCGUGAGUCUAUCUUGUUGAAGGACAAAGAGCAAGCCAGUUAAAGUAGUUGAUCCUUAACCACUCAAAAUCAUAUAUUAUACAUAGGUACGUAAGAUUACAAGGAGUUAUUAUGUUUGUAUUUGUAAUUUGUAACACUACAGAGAUGUAAUCUACAUAGAACCUUACCAUUUGGUGAAUGAAUGAAGCAACUGAGCGUUGA